AUGGCAACCAAUGCAUCUUCCCUAGACAGCAGCAACCGCGGCAAUCACUACGAUGACGACAACAACAACGGCUAUGGCGACUAUCGCGGUGGGCAGCACUUUGGAUGGAUACGGCGGCCCAACGGCGAUCUGCACAUCCGCGUCUCGGCGCUGGCUUUGUACGAAGCGGCGCGGCCUGUAGUGGCGCUUCAAACGCUUGGACUGUUUGCCGCCAGCGUCGCCGCGUUCCUGAUAACGCCGGUGCGCUGUCUCGUCGGCGCCUGGCUCGCGUUUGCCCUCUACGAUUUCGUCUCGGUAGCGCCGUACUUUGAGUUUGCCCUGCUCGCCUCGCUCGGCUACCACACCGCCUACGACUUCCCGGCGUGGGUCGAAGCGGCUGUCGUCGCCGCCGCCGUGGCCUACGUCGUGGUGGCGCCCGUCGCCAGGCUCACGUCGUUGCUGUGGCGCCUGUGUGGCAUAGCAGUGACGACGGCAUUCUGCGCUCUUAUCUCGCUCGGCAUGGCCGCGCCAAUUUGGGUGACAUGGAGUCUUAUGGUCGUGGGCAGCGCGUCGAUGCUGAUGCCUCACAGCGCCACUCUCUAUGUCGGCUUUGCAACGAUCCACCGGGUGCUGCUCGCGCUUUUGCUCUUGUACCGCUAUGUGUGGCGCAAUCUUGCUUCAUAA
This is a messenger RNA of Acanthamoeba castellanii str. Neff, 663 nucleotides long. RefSeq lists its product as uncharacterized. Bases 1 to 663 code for a protein of 220 amino acids. The transcript has a single exon. Lineage: Eukaryota; Discosea; Longamoebia; Acanthamoebidae. The record is from RefSeq and is a predicted model, not a curated record.